Zeugodacus cucurbitae (melon fly) is the source of this 7541-nucleotide messenger RNA. RefSeq names its product monocarboxylate transporter 3. Gene Ontology annotation, molecular function: monocarboxylic acid transmembrane transporter activity. The record is from RefSeq and is a predicted model, not a curated record. Gene Ontology annotation, biological process: transmembrane transport; monocarboxylic acid transport. NCBI's taxonomy places the organism in Eukaryota, Metazoa, Arthropoda, Insecta, Diptera, Tephritidae. The transcript has a single exon. The coding region runs from base 3150 to 5519 and encodes 789 amino acids.
GCAACGCUACUAUAUAAAACUAAUAGCAACAGCAACAGUAAUAGCCAAACCAAUAACAACAAUAGCAACAGUGGCAGUGGUGUUACUGCUAGUGACAGUGGCGUUGGCGGUGGCAGCGAACGUCGACGCAGCAGUGACUGUGGCGACAACGUUCUUUGUAACAAGCUCGUGAAUUUGUUGUUUUUGUUGAAAACAUUUAUCGAUCACGCGUCGAACGAUACGGAGCACUCGCUCGGCUAACACACAUUUGUAGAAUAUAUUAUAUUAUAUUAUGGUUGUAUAAAACGAAAAAUUAAAUAUUCAUUGUCAAAAGGCAGAAACGGAAACAUUGCGGUCGUGUCGAACACAAAACGGAAAAUCGAAGAAAAAUAGGCAAAUAGCAAAAUACCACAAAAACAAAACGGUGCAAAACGUUUUUACACAUUACACAUUCUACAAGCGGAAAAUGAGCUAUUAAAGUGCAUGCACAGCGACGAGGAGAAGUAGGCAGCGCGGGGGCGGCGCAAGCAAGAAAAUAUACAAAUUAAUGCAUUUGGCAAAUUUCUAAUUUGCUAGUAGCAUGUAAAUGCAAUAGAUUUUGUUGAAUGUUAACAAACUUAGCACACCUGCAACACCAACCAACAAGAGACACGUCCACAGUCCACAAUUGAAGCACUGAAACAAAAACAAUUAAAAGAAGACAGCACCUAGAACUAAAGCAACAACAACAAUAAUAAAAAAAUAUCUUUGUCGCAUUACGCAUUUAAACUUGAAUUAAAAAAUUCUUUUGAAAUCGCUUAAAACGCUGUAAGCGCAGUUGAAGAGAGCAAGGUUAAGAAGGUGGAGGAGAACUAAUAACACGUUGCAUGCACAAAAGUCAAAGGUAAAGAGUGUUAACGGUACAUUUUCGUUUGCUGUCAAUGCAAAUUGAAAGGGGAAGAAGACAAAAAAUAGUAGAAAAAAGCAGAAAAAAUAUAAAAUUUAAAAUAAUUUAUGCAAAAAAAAAAUCAAAAAAGCAAAGACAAAAGUGCAGAUACGCCCCAAAGUGUUUGCAGUAUUUCAAUAACACCAAAAACAAUAACAACAACAACAAAACGCAUACUAUAUAAACACAAGUUACAGCGCGCAAGCAGCUGAGCAGCGUCAAAAGAAAUAGAAAAACAAAAAAAAAAUACUCCAAAAGUUACAUAUAAUCAAAUAGCAGAAAACCAUAGCGAAGAAUACAGCGAAUGACAGCUGGUGAGCUGCACAUUGGCGAACAAAUAAUAGGAAAAUAAAUGAAAAAGCGCUUUUAUGUGCGGAAAAGCGGCAAAGUGUGACAAAGAAAAUGCGCAUGUAAACACACACAGACACACACAGAGAGAUACAUAUAUGCGUAUAAACAAAAGCUAUACAUUAUAGGCGUUAAUAAACGUUUGCGGAAUAUAUUUAUUUCAAAAUAAAAGCAAUAUUACGAAUUACUACGCAGCAAAGCUCACUGAUUUUAAUUAAAAAACAAAAAAAAAUCAUACAAAUUUCUAAAUAAAAUAACUUAACUGCAACACCUUGAAAAUCCAACACCAAUUUACGUGAUUCUACAAAAUAGCAAGUAAAACAAAUUUUUGAAAAUAUUUCAUUACAAAUUCUAAGUGACACUUAAAUUGAAAACGCGCGCGUUUUUCAUUUGCCUUUGCUUUAUAAACCAAAAACUUAUACUCUUACAAAACACGUGUAUAUGUAUAAAAAAAAUAUAAAAUAAUAAUAAAAACAACAAUAAAGUAGUUUAGUGUUACUGAAAUUGUUGAAAAUUCUGCUCUAAACAACGCUACUCCGGUAGCAUACACAGUGUAAAUUGCUCAAGUGCAUUGCAUAGUAACUGCAGCGCAUAACCAAACAAAACAACAAACGAACAUAUAACCAAAGCGUAUAAAACAAAAACAUCAUUGAAAUACAAAAAUAAAAAAUAAAAAUAUAAAAACAAAACACACACACACAUACACACACGAGAAAAGUGUCAUUCCUAUUCGAUAACGACAACAAAACAAAGUGGUGUGUAAAAGAAUAUCAAGAAAUUAUCAAAUAAAUAAUAUCAAUAGCAAGCAAAAAUAUAUAGCCAACAGCAGCGCAGCGCGCUCGCGUGAGAGCGACAAACUACCGAAAGUUGUACUGAUUGGAGCGCUGAGCGCACAAAAUUCGCCAACAACAGUCGACGAAACUGUCAUACGUUCGCCAAACGUGCACGCCGCUCAGCCACCCUUUUUAUACGACGACAAUUAUACUACAUUGCCAGUGAGUCAAGAGUACUGCUCAUCAGCAUAGGAGAGAGCACACGGCAGUUGUACCGCCGCGCGUUUUUAUCAUUGUCGUCGUCGUCGUCGUCAUCAUCUCCACCGACGUUAUCGACGGAGAGCGCGCGCAUAUAGUGUUGUUGUGUUGUAGCAGCGGCGACAGCCUACCACCCAACAACCGACCGACAAGCCAACCAGUCAGCCAGACAAGUAACUAACAGCGCGAGCGAACAAACGUGCAGAGUUAAUGUGUGACAGCGAGUCAGGCAAACGCCAGCAGUCAGCACAGUCUGUGUGAAGAUAAAGCUUAAACACAGUGCCGAAAUCCAAAAGGAAGAUAUUCUUAAAUUAUUAUUGAACUUUGCUGAACCGCGACAAUUGGCCAGCAAUAAUCGCGGUGUUCGCAAGUACUCGCAAGCGCAAUGCAAAAAGAAUUAAAAUAAAAUAAAAUAAAGUAAUAUAAUUAAAGAAAAACAACUUACAAAGAAUUACGCACAGCAAAAUAACCACACAACCACAAAAGUUAUAACCGUUCGUGGUAGAGAAAAAGUGAAAGUCAAACUAAAAGGAAGACGAAGGGACGAAAAAGCGUGUAGGGUAGUUGACAAAAAUAAAGGAAGCAAACCAUAUAAAAAAAAUUUAAUGUAUUGCUCGUGAUGUAGUGUUGUAGAACGGCAAGAGUAGCAAAUAAAUAAGUACUAAAGUGCAUGCACAGCGCUACCAAGUGAAAAAAAUAAAGUAACACCAAAAAUAUAAAAGAAAAUCACAAGUGAAGUUAUUAAGUUAAAGCAAAAAAUACUUGAACACCAAGCGAUUAACUAAUCGCGUUAGAUAGACUACGCCACUUAACCUCUAACUAAAUAGCAAUAAGAAAAACUAGUAUAAAAAAUAAUAAAAUAAAAUAUGGGUGAUACAAAUGCGCUGGGUUCCGGUACGCGUCUACGCAAAUUCGAUCGUACGGACAGUGAAGUUGCAUGUGAAGAAGCCGCGCGCCUUACCGCCGACCUGCAGGAAGGCACCGUCAGCCCCGAUGACGAGGAUGAUCUCAGCGAGUAUGGCGAACUGCCACCACCACCAGACGGCGGUUACGGUUGGGUCAUCUGUUUUGCGUCGUUUAUGUGCAACAUGAUUGUGGACGGUAUCGCGUACACGUUUGGUAUAUUCCUCGGUGAAUUUGUCGAUUACUUUGGUGAAGGCAAAGGCAAAGUCGCCUGGGUAGGCAGUCUGCUGAGUGGUGUUUACCUGAGUGCUGGUCCGAUUGUGUCCGCGCUGGCGAAUAAAUAUGGUUGUCGUGCGGUAUGUAUUGCCGGUAGUGUUGUGGGUUGUAUUGCGUUCGUCUUGAGUACGAUGAGCACGUCCAUUAAUAUGCUGAUGCUAACAUAUGGUGUGAUCGGUGGUUUCGGUUUCGGUAUGAUUUAUCUGCCUGCAGUUGUGGCUGUCGGUUAUUAUUUCGAGACAAAACGCUCACUGGCCACGGGUAUCGCGGUGUGUGGUUCUGGUUUCGGUACGUUCGCCUUCGCGCCCUUAGCUACGUACUUAUUGCAAUUGUAUGGCUGGAAAAAUGCACUACUCAUCUUUGCGGGUCUCAUUUUGAAUUGUGCCAUAUUUGGCGCUAUGAUGCGUCCACUCACCUACCCCAAAAAGAAGAAGGUGAAACCGCUCAUGCAGCGUAUGUACGAGGAGAAGCAAUUGCAGCUGGAACGUGGUUCAAUUGCGGGCUCACAUUUCAUGGUACAGCUGCCGGACGGCACCAUGGAGCGUAAAUUGAAAAUGCCACUCAAUGCCGAUCCCGGUGUGCACUCUAGUCUCAAUUUGGAAUUGCUCGCCCAACAAGGUUCACUACAUCCCGUCUCAACCCUACCAACUAUAACCGAAGCGAAAGUGGCCGAAUAUCAAACUGGCGCACAGAGCCCACCAACUGUCGAUAGCAAUGGGCAAUUGGAUGUGAAGCGCAGCGGUGGUAGGCGUUCACAUCGUAAUUCAGAAACGGAGACCAGCCCCUACAACUCUGUGGACCCGAUGACACGCAAUGCCUCACAGCCCGCCUUUAUGGCAGACCAUCAAAGUCUUCCAAAGAACGGUUCGGUGCCUUCUUUCAAUCGUGUACGCAAAACGUCAGCCAGCGAACGUUUCCAGCCAUCCUUAGCCGCCAUACGUGCAUCAUCGCGCGGCGAUCUUGACAGCAACGGUGUCGAAAUGGGUUUUACCUCAUCAAAAAUAUCGCUCUCACAAAGUCAGUCCAGUGGCAAAAUGGUACGUCCAAUGUCACGUAAAGACAUCUUCUACUCCGGAUCUGUGACAAAUCUCCCACAAUAUCAAUCGCAAAAAUCGCUCACCAACUAUCGCAACUCCGUGCUAUCGCUAACCAAAUAUGAAAAAAGCAUGCAAAGUGUACGUGAUCCGUUGGCUGAAGCUGAAAAAGGACGUGGCCAAUACGACCUGUGCCCCUGCCUCACCAUACCAGAUUCCAUUAAAUCUGUAUUCAAUACCAUGUUGGACGUCAGCUUGUUAAAGGAUCCAGUUUUUAUGCUUAUCGGCGUCUCCAAUAUAUUCGGCAUGGCGGGCUUGUAUGUGCCAUUUGUGUACCUUGUGGAUGCGGCUAAAAAGGACGGCAUCGAAGAUAGUUCAGCAUCGUUUCUACUCUCAAUUAUCGGCAUAACAAACACAUUCGGCAGGGUAAUUUGCGGUUAUGUCGCCGAUUUUCCCAAAGUCGACUCGCUGUUUCUAAACAACGUUUGCCUGCUCAUUUCCACGGUGGCCGUUACAUUAACACCGCUGUGCUCGUCCUACGGUGCCUACGUAACCAUGUCCAUUUUCUUCGGUAUCGCCAUCUCCGGUUACAUUUCGCUCACGUCAAUUAUACUCGUAGAUUUAUUGGGCCUGGACAAGCUCACCAAUGCCUUUGGCUUGCUUAUUUUAUUCAGAGGUUUUGCCGCCAUCAUUGGAUCGCCACUAGCCGGCGCUGUUUACGAUGCCACACAAAGCUACGAUUUGCCAUUCUACAUGGCGGGCGGUCUAUUUGCGCUCUCCACGAUCACCAGCUUCAUGGCACCAUGCCUAAAACGUUGCACAACCUCUGAUGAAACACCAAUGCAGAUCGAUACACUCACACCAAUCGAUGAGGAACAAGGCGAGGAAGCGGAGGAUGAGGAAGAUCAACCCAUAACCAUUGUACCGAAAAUCGUGAAGACACUACCCAGCCCACAACACGAAGAGACGGACAGAGGAUUUCCAAGUGAAACAAAUAAAAGUGGCGCCGAAUCGAAGUUAUAAAGUGGUGAAUUAGGCAACCAAGCGCUCGCUGGGCGUUAGAAUAUACUAUAUUGUUGAAAUUUGUUUGUGGUAGUAAGUUAGACGAAAAUGCCAUAUUAAGUGAAGUACGAAUGUGUUAUGGUGAGUAACACACACACAUAUAUAUAUAUACAAGGAGCAAUGUGUGCGCUGUCAAGACUACAAAACCAGAGCGAUAUUUUUUUAAAUAACUAACCAAAAUAUUAAGCUUAAAAAGUGAAAAAUCAAUUAUAAACGUAAUAAUAAAAAAACAACAACAAAUAAUCGCAGAACUUAUUCAAUAUUUAAGCUAAUUUUUAACUGCAUACACAAAUACAUACACACACACAUAUACAAGACACACAAAUUUAAAAGUCUAGCUUUCUAGCUAAUUAUUAAUUUAUACUAUUAUAUAAUACUAAUUAAAAUAGCUAAACGAAACACAAUAAGCUCGCAAUAUAUAGCUAAAGGGUUGAAGUGUGAUCGAAGACCUAUAUCUGAAUAAUUCGAAACCCAUACGCGUAUAGAGUUUGUAAGCUAAGCAAAAAAUUGUACCAAAAAAGUCGAACCAAACAAGCAAGCAGGCAAACAAAAAAAGAUUAUUGUACUGUAGUUAUGUUUAUGUACUGGUAUGUACGAAAUAUUUUAAUGUGAAUGCAAAACGAAAAUGUUAAAACAAUUAUUAUUAUUAUUUGUUGUUAUGAAAACUUCAGCAUUAUUAUAUACAUACAUAUAUAAAUGUAAAUGUGAAUUUGUAAGGCAAACAAUGCAAUUUGUAAAAUGUGAGAGAGAUUAGCAACGCGAGCGCGCGUUGGAAGUAAAAUGCAUGCGACUCGCAAAAGCAUCCUUUUUAAACGGUAAUGUACUUGAAACCUAAGUGUAUAGUGCUAGACAUACUAAAUACAUAUGUAGCAAAUGAAAUGAGCGUGAAUGUGAUUGUGCAGCGAAACUAGUAUUGUUUACAAAUCAACUCAAAACUAUAUAUAUAUAUAUAUAUUUAUACGUUAAUGUGUAAAUAUUUUCGAUUCGAUGAAACAAUAAAAAACACUGUUAACUCGUUACAAACGACGUACGAUUUUUUUUGAUGUGUUGUGUAUAAAAAUAUGUAUAAUAAUUACAUAUGUCAAUAUAUAACCAGCAAUUAGUUAAUAAUGCUCUUAGAUUUAGACAUACGAUGAUUUUUUGAUUUUUUUUUUUAGAAUUUCACAUAACGCGCCUUCUUUUUCAGCUAUAUUUUGAUAUUCAUUGCAAAGUGCUCAAAACGAAAAGCGUAAAAGGAAUUUGUGUUUAAGCGUACAAUGCAACCUGAGCGGUGGGGUAUUGAACUCAGUGCGAAUUGUCAACUAAUUAUUAUGUAUUUUUUUAUUUAAAUAGUUCUAAUUGCGAAAAUUGCAAUUGAAAAAAAGGAAUAAAUAGCAUUAACGAUAUAUAUAUAUAAAUAUAUAUACAUAUGCAAAAGCAAAAGCAAAAAAAUGUGAAGCAACAGAAUCAAUAAGCACAGCGUUUAAGCUGGCACCCAAUUCUAGGCAUGCCUAUAUACACAAAGUACUAAUUAAAAUAGCGCAUUAAAACAUACAAACGUAUGUAUAAUUAAUUAAUUAAUUACUAAAUUAAGUAUACAAAAGCUAGAAAAGCAUGUUGAAAUUGGAAAAUGUACAAAGCACACAGUAAUGUUAAAAAAAAAGCAAAAAACAAAAAAACAAUGUGAAAAUUCGACAUAUAAGAACUUGUUAUUAUUAAUAUAGUAUUAUUUAGAAGCAGAAGCAGCAAAAUAAACGAAAACUGAUGUUGAAAACGUUUAAUUUAUAAUUAUGAUUUGAAUUAUGCCAUUGUAUGAAUUUUUGCAAAUGGAUGUCCAUACUUUUUGAAAAUUAAUAAAUAAAAAAUUAAAAAAAAUUGCUAGUUGCCGUUAGGCGAAAAACUAGUGCAGCAAUUUUUUUUUUGUGAUGCAUAAAAUACUGUGAGAUAAACAAAUAUAUGAAAAUAAAUUGUAUAAUAUGCAACAAUGCAUGAUUUGCCAAGAGA